AUGAAGGGCUUGCGCGUAGCCCUCGCGGUCGCUCUACCCUGCGUUGAUGCGCUUGCGCCACGGACCAAGAUUGCAGAUUCAUACGACUUUGUAAUCGUCGGUGGUGGUCAAGCUGGUCUCGUUCUCGGUGCUCGUCUUUCGGAGGAUACGAACAACACCGUUCUGGUUCUGGAAGCAGGUGACAAUGGCGAUGCUUAUCGUGAGCGAAUAGACACUCCUGCAGACUCUUACUUCGACUCGCUGUGGACAACGCCAUUAAACUGGGAUUUCUACACGGUUCCGCAGGCAAAUGCGGCUAACCGUGAGAUCAGAUGGCCUCGUGGAAAGACGCUGGGAGGGAGUUCUGCUAUCAACGGACUCUAUCUGACACGUCCGGGUCAGAUCGAGAUUGACGCUUGGCAAAGCUUGCUUGGAGACAUGGAUGGUGCGGACAACUGGAGCUGGGAUUCGCUCUAUGCCGCGAUGAAGAAGAGCGAAACAUUUUCGGCUCCAAGUGACAAGAUCGCCCAGGAGGCCCAGGUCACCUACAAUUUGUCAAAUCUCGGCACCGAUGGCCCAAUCUACGUGUCUUAUCCUGGAUACACCUUCCCCCAGGUCGGAGAUUGGUCUAUUUCCUUGGAGAACAUUGGCAUUCCUAUUUCGGCGAACAUGUACGAUGGAGAGCCUUGGGGUGCGGAGGUCUCCAUGUCGACUAUCAAUCCCACCAAUUGGACCCGUUCAUAUAGCAAAACAGGCUAUCUUGAUCCUCUUCCCGACAAUGGCAACUAUGAUGUCCUGGCAGAUGCCAUGGUCAUGCGUCUGAUCUUCGACAGCUCUUCGCCUUCCGACAACCUUACUGCAGAGUCCGUUGAAUAUACAACCGACAACGGGACUACUACCCUGAGGGUCAAGGUCAACAAAGAAGUUAUCCUGGCGGCCGGUACAAUUGGCAGUCCCGCCGUUCUGAUGCACAGUGGCGUUGGGCCAAAAGAUGUCUUGUCGGACGCUGGUGUAGAUCUUGUGUCUGAACUACCGGGUGUUGGCCAACAUCUGCAGGACCAUUACAGCGCCACCGUGAUGUGGGCUACGGAUGUCGAUACCGCUGGUUCUAUCUGGUACCGAAAUGGUAGCGACAAGGGCCAGGACAACAAACUAUAUCUGUCAUACAUCGAUUCGGCAAUCGCUUAUGUGAAUGCUACUACUUUCUACGGGUCGAAUAUUACCGGCAUGACAGAUUCCAUCCUUAGUAGUAUCGAUAAGUAUGCACCAAACACGACGUACGAUGACGGUGUCAUUGCUGGUUACAAAGCAAUCUGCAACCUGACUGCCUCAACGAUUUUCAACAGCCCUACUGGUCAAGUUGAGCUUCUGUUCAUGAACAGUGAUGCUAGCGGUGAUAUCGGUAUCACUGCUGCUCUGCAGCACCCCUACAGUCACGGCCGAGUCUACAUCAACUCGUCGGACCCGAUGGACUAUCCCGUCAUUGACCCAAACUAUCUGGCCAAUCCAGCUGACUUUGAUAUUUUGCGAGAGGGUAUCAAGAUGGCUCGCCUCCUGGGUGGAACUGCUCCGCUCAGCAACAACUUGACGAAGGAAACGACCCCAGGCUCGGACACUCAGUCUGAUGAAGAUUGGAAUGAUUUCCUUAGCGGAUUCGGCGGUACGGAAUUCCAUCCGUCCUCGACCUGCGCAAUGUUGCCCCGCGAGCAGGGUGGCGUUGUUGAUGCAAAUCUGCGCGUGUACGGCCUGGCAAAUGUCCGCGUUGCAGACGCCAGUGUGCCUCCGAUAGCCUUGUCCACUCAUCUGAUGGCUUCUACCUACGGACUUGCAGAGCUUGCGAGCUCCAUUAUCCGGGACUUCUACACCGGUAUCACUAUGCCAGAGUCCUCAGCUACCUCGACUUCGUCUUCUGCAUGGGCGACCGGCACCAACAAGGGAAACUCGAAGGCUGCCCCUAGCAAUUCCGGCAGUACCUACAUGUCCUUGCAGCCUUCGCUUUGGGUUAUGGUCGCUUUGAAUCUGCUUGCUCUACUGCUCUUGUCUGUCUAG
Messenger RNA from Penicillium chermesinum, 2028 nucleotides. Its product is annotated as GMC family oxidoreductase. Bases 1 to 2028 code for a protein of 675 amino acids. Gene Ontology annotation, molecular function: oxidoreductase activity, acting on CH-OH group of donors; flavin adenine dinucleotide binding. The transcript has 6 exons. NCBI's taxonomy places the organism in Eukaryota, Fungi, Ascomycota, Eurotiomycetes, Eurotiales, Aspergillaceae. The record is from RefSeq and is a predicted model, not a curated record.